AACGAUUCCGGCGGCAUUAUUCAUAUUUCAUCAUAAAUAAGUGUUUUAAUUGAUUAACUAUUUAGAAAAAAAAUCUGGUUAGAGCCAUGGACGCCAAGAAGAUAUCUUUUGGCUUCAGUAAGGUGGCCAAGAAACCGAAUAUCCUGCCCAGCAAACAGCCAAAAGAGGAAAACAAAGUUGAGCUCAUCAAAUGUUUGGAGGGCAAAGAAAUCCUGCUAGUGGCCGAAAAGGUUGAGGCUGCCCCUCUGGUCAUCGAAAUGCAGGGCAGCCAAAAGACUUCCUCUGCUCUGGCCAGCUUGAUGAAGAGGCGGGCGGUGCUGCUGGGAGAGGAGGAACCUGACCCAGAGGAGGUAACUCAAGCAGCUCAGUCCAUCGCAGAAGUGACUGCAGGUGGUACUGCGGAAAGCCUGGAACAGCGGGCUGCUCGGGAAUUGCUGGCCGCCAGUGAGAGCAAUGGAGCCGAAGGCUUAGAUGGUCAAAAACUCGUUCUGCCUGCUGUCAAAGCAGACGAACUUCCUCUUGAUGGAGCCAAGGAGGCAACCCUUGAUGACUAUGACAACAUACCGAUCCAGCAGUUUGGCUUAGCUAUGCUGCGCGGCAUGGGUUGGGUGGAUCCGCCACCCAAAAAGAAGGGUUCCGUGCCAAUUGACGAUGCUCCCUUCCUGCGGCCCAAGGGCAUGGGCUUGGGAGCUGAUAAGGCGCUCAAACCCAAGGCACUGCUGGUGCAGCCGGAAAAGAACGAGGUGCUAGAAAUCAAGAAGCAGGCUUACGUCCGCAUCCUGGGCGGCAAGCAGAAGGAUCAGUACGGGCAAAUCGAAGGAUUCGACGAUCAUGCAGGCCGAGUUAUUGUCAAAAUGGCCAUUGGGGGUGCCAAAGAGGCAUUCAACGAGUUCCUCUGUCAGCCUGUAUCCCGAAAGGAGUACUCACAGUACGGAAAGUGCAUAAACUCCGCCAAGUAUGAAGAGUUCAAGAAACAGGAAAAUGAGCACGGCCAGAUUAUUAUAAAACACGAGAAAUCAUCUGAAGAAAGAGACAGAGACCGCAGGGAAGAGAGUAGAUCACAUCGGGACGAUGAUCGAGAACGAAAGAGCUAUAAAUCGGAGGAACAGAGAUCAAGCAAAGGCGAAGAUCGCAGGCUUUACAAGAAUGAAGAUAAACCGUCGUACAAGAAUGAAGAUCAUAGAGCUUACAAGGAUGAGGACAAUAGACUACACAAGGAUGAAAACAAUAAAGCUUACAAGGGUAAAGACAAAAAAUUGUUCAAGGAUGAAGAUCGCAUAUCAUACAAAGACGAGAACCGAAAAGCAAGCAAAACAGAGCACCGCAGCGAAAGGACUUGCAAAGAGGAGUCGCAUUCCCGCAUGAAAGAGGAUCGUGAUAGAAAAAAGUAUGUGCAGGACUUCCGAAGCAAUAGCUCCUCCACAUCCAAGCGCGAGGAGCGUGAUCGGCGGCGCUCGCCAAGUCCCAGGAGCAACAGCUCCUCUGCAUCCAAGCGAGAGGAACGUGAUAGGCGCCGUUCGCCGAGUCCCAGAAGCAGCAGAAGGGCGAAGAGCAGUUCAGACGAGGCGGACGAUACGGGAGAGUCCACGGAGAGCGACUCGGAUUCGGCGUACGAGCGCAGAAAGCACAAGAAAAAAUCAUCCAGCCGAAAGUCUAGAAAGCACUCGAAAAAGUCCAAAAGUAAAUCGAAGCGUGCGGAUAACGACUCCAGUUUGGAGAGCGAUGAGAGCCCGGAAGAGGACCAUCGCCGGCACCCCAGCAAGCACAAAAAGAAGACCAAGAAAAGCAAACACGCCAGAUCCCGCACACGUUCCAGAUCAAGGGGAAGGGGCAGAUAGAAAUCAAUUAUUUG
Molecule: messenger RNA, 1852 nt
Organism: Drosophila gunungcola (fruit fly)
Lineage: Eukaryota; Metazoa; Arthropoda; Insecta; Diptera; Drosophilidae
Product: splicing regulatory glutamine/lysine-rich protein 1
Exons: 3
Coding region: 87-1838 (583 amino acids)
Biological process (GO): mRNA splicing, via spliceosome
Cellular component (GO): spliceosomal complex
Source: RefSeq, a predicted model, not a curated record